AUGGGCGUCGGGACCGCGAUUGACGACAAGGAGAAGUGCGUCGGCUUGGAGAAGGACGAGGAUGCUCAUUCGAGUGACAGCGACGAUGAUUACCAAAAGGCCGUUGAGGUCACAUUUGAGCCCGGCAAUCCUUACCGCCGCAAAAGCUCACUGGUGACGUCUGACACAUCUCGGCCUCUGCCGCGCCACCCGAGCAGAAGAACUGAGUGCAUCGUCCACCAGUUCCUCGAAAGCCAGAGAAAGGCCCGCGACGCCGUUGCCUCCGCCAGCAACCACGGCUCCAGGUCCAAUUCGACCUCGAGCGCUUCCAAGGCGAACGAUCACCUCCACCACGGCCAUCCCACCUACGAGAGUCCUAACCGGCAAGCGGGCGCCAAGGACGUAUGCAGGGAAACGGGCAUGUCCAAAACGGUUGAGCCGAAAGGGCGCGUGGCCAAGCAGAGAGCCUCGAUUCUGGCAGCAGACAGCCCGGAAGACAGCGACAUUGGUCAGGCUGACGAAAAGUCUUGGCGAUCUGAAAUCAUCAAGUCUGCAUCACAAGUCGAUCUCGCACAGUCCGACGACGAAGAUGAGCUGCACAGCCGGCUACUUACCAAGAAACAGCUAAGCGAGAUGGCCUGGGGGGUUCGCGAGCUCAGCCGUCGCCUCAGCAGCAUGCGCAUCAGGUUCCGCGUCAAGACCAUCUUCCUCCUUACCAAGAUACACGACGCAGACUUGAUCAGUCGAACACGGGAGCUGACCAAAUGGCUUCUGUCGCACGAGCGAGACGUCGACUAUACCGUCUAUGUGGAGGAGAAGUUCAAGGACAACAAAAAGUUCAACGCGUUGGGCAUGGUCGAAGAGCUCAGCAAGGAGGCCCUCGAUGCCGGCCAACCGCAAACCAAGGCCAGCGAUGAUGUCAUCUCUAAACGGCUCCGAUACUGGGAUGAAGACAUGUGCCGCAACCGACCGCACAUGUUCGACUUUGCAAUCACUUUGGGCGGCGACGGCACUGUGCUUUAUGCCAGCUGGUUGUUCCAGCGCAUCGUCCCACCGGUGCUGAGCUUCUCCCUCGGUAGUCUUGGCUUCCUAACCAAAUUCGACUUUGAGGAACACCGCACCAUACUCGAGAGCGCAUUUAACAAGGGCGUCACAGUGAGCCUACGACUGCGCUUCGAAGGAACCAUCAUGAGGAGCCAGCAGAGAAAGCGAUUGGCGGACGCCGAAGAGAGCAGCUCUAGCCAGGACGAUGAUGGACACAAGCCCGACCUUGUCGAAGAACUUGUAGGCGAGGAGAGGGAGGACGAGCAUACGCACAAACCAGACGGGACCUUUGAGAUAUUGAAUGAAAUCGUCGUGGACCGCGGCCCCAACCCGACAAUGUCAUAUACGGAAAUAUUUGGUGACGAUGAGCACUUCACUUCCGUCUUGGCAGAUGGCAUUUGCGUGUCGACCCCAACCGGCUCUACCGCCUACAAUCUGGCGGCCGGCGGCUCUCUCUGCCACCCUGAGAACCCAGUCAUGCUCGUCACCGCCAUCUGUGCUCAUACGCUUUCCUUCCGCCCAAUCAUCCUACCAGACACCAUCGUCCUCCGUAUAGGUGUGCCCUACGAUGCAAGGACGAACUCCUGGGCCAGCUUCGACGGCCGCGAGCGCAUGGAGCUGUUCCCUGGGGACUAUGUCACCAUUAGCGCCAGUCGGUAUCCCUUUGCAAGCGUCCAGGCUCAGGGUCGGCGCAGCGAGGACUGGGUCAACAGCAUUAGCGGAAAACUGGGCUGGAAUACGCGGCAGAAACAAAAGGGAUACAAGGAAUGGGACAAUUAG
This is a messenger RNA of Colletotrichum higginsianum IMI 349063, 1803 nucleotides long. RefSeq names its product ATP-NAD kinase. The record is from RefSeq and is a predicted model, not a curated record. Lineage: Eukaryota; Fungi; Ascomycota; Sordariomycetes; Glomerellales; Glomerellaceae. The coding region runs from base 1 to 1803 and encodes 600 amino acids. The transcript is spliced from 3 exons. Gene Ontology annotation, molecular function: NAD+ kinase activity. Gene Ontology annotation, biological process: NADP+ biosynthetic process; NAD+ metabolic process.